This is a messenger RNA of Vigna radiata var. radiata (mung bean), 1644 nucleotides long. RefSeq lists its product as uncharacterized. The coding region runs from base 532 to 1488 and encodes 318 amino acids. The transcript is spliced from 9 exons. Lineage: Eukaryota; Viridiplantae; Streptophyta; Magnoliopsida; Fabales; Fabaceae. The record is from RefSeq and is a predicted model, not a curated record. Gene Ontology annotation, cellular component: membrane.
UGUGAACAGCGUAUAUUGUUUUACCCUUCCUCUUCUUAUAUAGUCAUCAAAUUCCUUCUGCACUCACAUAUAAAAGAAUAAAGCAAAGCAUCUUCUGCCCUCUAAAUUUUACUUGUAAACAUUGAGUGUCACACCUAUUUUAUUUUGUUCUUUCUCCAAUUGGAUCAAGUAAUGAACUUUUCGAACAUUGGGAUGAACCCUUCUCAAGUAAGGAAUCUACAUUUUAUUACCUUCAAAAAUUCAUCAUCAAUCUUGUUAUCUAUCUCACCUUAGUUUACACUCAUUCUUUCCCAUCCCACCUCAGUUUCAAUUUUCUCAACAACAAUAAUCAUCUCAAACUUCUGCUUCAGUUCUGAUUACAUUCAUCUGUGAAGUAGCUCAUACUACAUUAACAAUUAAUGUGCUAGAGUGUUCUGAAUGUUAUAGUUGAAAAGGGUAAUCUAAAGCAUGAUCCUCCCACCACUGUGCCUAGUGUUGUUCUAAGAAACUCAUCAAGAAGAACAUUUAUUUCUGAAGCAAUUGCAGGAAAUCAUGAGUUUGUUAUCAUGGCCUUCUAGCCACUCAUGGCAACCCACCAAGAGUUUAGACACCACUGCCUUAAGUUAUUGGUUGAAUUGGAGGUUCUUAUUUUGUGCUCUAUGGAUUUUAGGAUCCAUGGCUCUAGCAUUUUUCUUGAUAUUCAAGUAUGAAGGAUUCAAUAAAUCAAGAUCAAACAGUGGAGAAAGUGAAGGAGAAGAAGCUGAAUUGUUACAUGAGGAUGAGGCAUGGAAUACCUGUCUCAUAGGAAUUGAUCCUUCAUGGCUGCUAAUUUAUAGAGUAAUUUGUUUUAUUGUGCUUUUGGCUUUGGUCAUUGCCAGUGUUGCUGCAGAUGGAGCAGUCAUAUUUUACUUCUACACUCAAUGGACCUUUACAUUGGUGACUAUUUACUUUGGGCUUGGAUCAUAUUUCUCCUUAUAUGGAUGUUCCCUGAAACAAGAUAAAAUCACAGUGAAUGAUGCAGAAGUUGGCAUUGCUACCCAUGAUAGAAAAAUUGCUUCUUUAUGGGGUUACGUUUUUCAAAUUAUAUUUCAGACUUGUGCAGGUGCUGUAGUGUUAACGGAUUCAGUGUUCUGGUUCAUCAUUUAUCCUCGUCUGAGCUCCAACAAAGAUUAUAGUGUUGAUUUUUUGGUUUUCUGUAUGCACUCAAUUAAUGCGCUUUUCCUCCUCGGCGACACGUCAUUGAAUUGCAUGAGAUUUCCAAUGUUUCGAUUUGCAUAUUUUGUGUUGUGGACGGCUACUUUUGUGAUUUUUCAGUGGAUCAUUCACGUUUGCGUUUCACUUUGGUGGCCUUAUCCUUUUCUUGAUCUAUCCUCUCCCUAUGCACCCUUAUGGUACUUGGCUGUGGCUUUGAUGCACUUUCCAUGCUAUGGCUUCUUUGUUUUAAUAAUAAGGAUGAAGCACUUGUGGCUAUCAAGAUCAUUUCCUGCCUCUUCCCGCUUUGUUAGGUGAAAUAAGUGCUACCAUUUUGCCAAGCAAGAGUGAUUUUGAUUAUUCCAAUUUCUAUGUAAAUUCAUCCCUACCAUUCUAACCCUGUACUUUAAUAAUGUGUUUGACAACUAGAAGCCGCUUUUUAUAGCUUCUACAAUCUUUUAUAUUAUAGCUUUU